Schizophyllum commune H4-8 is the source of this 1881-nucleotide messenger RNA. RefSeq lists its product as uncharacterized. NCBI's taxonomy places the organism in Eukaryota, Fungi, Basidiomycota, Agaricomycetes, Agaricales, Schizophyllaceae. The transcript has 3 exons. The record is from RefSeq and is a predicted model, not a curated record. Bases 1 to 1881 code for a protein of 626 amino acids.
AUGAAGCGUACGACGCCCUCCUCGUUCCUCAAAAGCGCACGCCGUCCUCCCUCCUCGAAAGCGUAUGAGGCCUCGCUCCUCGAAAGCGUACGCCACCUCGCUCCUCGAAAGCGUACGCCGCCCUCGCUCCUCAAUAAGCGUACGAGGCCUCGCUCCUCGAAGCGUACGGCGCUCUGCACCUCCAAAGCGCGCGUCUUCGUUCCUCCAAAGCGUACGGAGCCUUCGUUCCUGGAAGCGUACGCCUUCCUCGUUCUUCUCGAUAGUGUACGGCGCCUUCCUCGUUCCUCGAAAGCGUACGGCACCUCGUUCUUCUCGAAGCGUACGACGCAGUCGUUCCUCGACAGCGCAACGCCUGAGAUCUUCGAAAGCAAACGGCGCCUUCCUCGUUCCUCGAAAGCGUACGAGGCCCUGGCUCGUCGAAGCGUACGAGGCCUUCCUCGUUCCUCGAUAGCGUACGCCUUCCCUCUUAGAAGCAAACGUCGCCCUCGCUCCUCGGAAAGCGUACGACGCCCUCCUCGUUCCUCGAAAGCGUACGGCGCCUUCGCUCCUCCAAAGCGGACGCCUUCCUCGUUCCUCGAUAGCGUACGAUGCACUCGUUCCUCCAGAGCGUACGCCCUGGCUCCUCGAAAGCGCACGGCGCCUUCGAUCCUCGCCUGCGUACGACGUCCUCCUCGUUCCUCAAUAAGCGUACGCCUUCCUCGGUCCUCCAAAGCGCAACGCCUGAGAUUUUCGAGAGCGCAUUGCGCCCUCGAUUCUUCUCGAAAGCGUAUGGCGCACUCGCUCCUCGAAAGCGCAACGCCUGAGAUCUUCGAAAGAAAACGCCUGAGAUCUUUGAAUGCGUACGAGGUCUUCGUUCCUCGACAGCGUACGACGCCCCGGUCGACGAAAGCGUACGAGGCCGUCGCUUCCUCGAAAGCGUACGAGGCCGUCGCUUCCUCGACAGCGUACAUCGCCUUCCUCGUUCCCUCGACAGCGUACGCCUUCCUCGUUCCUCGAAAGCGUACGACGCCCUCGUUCCUCGAAAGUGUACGAGGCCCUCGUUCCUCGAAAGCGUACGACGUCCUCGAUCCUCGAAAGCGUACGAUGCAGUCGUCCUUCCCGAAAGCGUACGCCACCUCGUUCCUCGAGAGCCGUACGAGGCCUUCGCUCCUCGAAAGCGUACGCGGCCUUCGCUUCCCCGGAAGCACACGGCGCCUUCCUCGCUCCUCGAGAGCGUACGGCGCCUCAUCGUUCCACAAUAAGCGCGCCCUCGUUCCUCGAAAGCGGACGCCUCCCCCCUCCCUUCUCACCUGCGCACUCGAUCCUCGAAAGUAUACGCCUUCCUCUCCCUCAAAAGCGUACGACGCCCUCGUUCCUCGAAAGCGUACGCCACCUCGUUCCUCGAAGACGUACGGCGCCCUCGCUCCCUCCCAAGCGUACGACUUCCUCGUUCCUCGAGAGCGGACGACGCCCUCGCUCCUUCGAAGCAAACGUCGCCCUCGCUCCCUCGAAAGCAAACGUCGCAUUCGCUCCUCGACAGCGUACGGCGCAUUCGCCCCUCAAAAGUGUACACCUUCCUCGCCCCUCGAAGAGCGCAACGCCACCUCGUUCCUGAACGCGCACGGCGCCCUCGUUCCUCGAAAGCGCGUGGUGCACUCGCUCCCUCGAAAGCGUACGCCUUCUUCGCUCCUCGAAAGCGUACGAUGCAGUCGUUCCUGGAAGCGUACAGCGCCUUCCUCAAAAGCGUACGCCGCAUCGUUCCUCGAGAGCGUACGGCGCCCUCCUCGUUCCUCGAAAGCGUACAGAGCCUUUGUUCCUGAGAAGCAAACGUCGCCCUCGUUCCUCGAAAGCGCACGGCGCAUUCACCCCUCCCACCCACCGGCGGAGCAGGAUUGCGUCUGA